UACUCCUAGUAGAAGGUUCUUGUAGGAUCCUGAUCCUGAUCAGAUAUCUGCUAAAAUGUCGUUCUGCAGCUGGUCUGGGAUGAGCUGGACUCGUGGCACAGUCGGCUGAUGCUGCUGGAAAGCGAGGUGCAGGAUCUGGCCGAGGAGCAGCCAGCUCAGGCCCACGUCCUCAUGGACCACCUCACGCAGCCACUGCAGCUCUAUCAGAACGCAUCACAGAUGGCGGAGAACCGCACGUCCUUCCUCAGCAAGAUCCCCGUGUGUAUAAAGGAGUUUGAAGACAUUGUGUACAGCGCCUUCUGCUGGCUGGAUGAGGCACAGGCAUGGCUCAGUGCUCCCUGCUCAUUCACAACAGCCAAAAGUCUCCAGAAUCACGCAAACUCCCUGCAGGUCUGUGAUCACAGCUACAGGAAUAAAAAUAAAAAAUGUAAAUGUAUACUGGUGCAAUUUGAUGAG
Molecule: messenger RNA, 456 nt
Organism: Cynoglossus semilaevis (tongue sole)
Lineage: Eukaryota; Metazoa; Chordata; Actinopteri; Pleuronectiformes; Cynoglossidae
Product: nesprin-2-like
Exons: 2
Source: RefSeq, a predicted model, not a curated record